This is a messenger RNA of Mercenaria mercenaria, 2409 nucleotides long. Its product is annotated as actin-related protein 8-like. NCBI's taxonomy places the organism in Eukaryota, Metazoa, Mollusca, Bivalvia, Venerida, Veneridae. Gene Ontology annotation, biological process: double-strand break repair; regulation of DNA-templated transcription. Gene Ontology annotation, cellular component: Ino80 complex. The record is from RefSeq and is a predicted model, not a curated record. The transcript is spliced from 13 exons. Bases 97 to 1899 code for a protein of 600 amino acids.
CGGUUAUCGGACGGCUAAGAACUUUCUACAAUUUUGAUGACGUAGUUCACAUAUGUGGCCAAUUUCUUAGCUUCCUGUUCAUCUAAAAUUUAAAAUAUGCCUGUAAACACAUCAAAACGCUUGUACACACAAGUUGCUUCUGAAUGUAUCCACGAGCCAGUACAAGUGAACACAGUAGUUGUUAUUCAUCCUGGAUCAUUGAAUCUUCGAAUUGGCCGGGCAUCAGACACAUUUCCUGUUACUGUCCCACAUUGUAUAGCAAGGAAAAGGAAAGAUAACUCUGUCCCAGAGUACAGAACUCCAUGGAUGAUCAGGAAAGAAAGAGAACAUCCAGGUGCAAGAAAACAGAAAGAGCAUGGCCUUAAGGCAGCAAAUGACUCUUUAGAAGGGAAACCAAUGGAUUCAGGUGAAUACAGACCACCAUCUUCAGUAAAACAGCUCCAUAGCAACAACAUUAGAGUAAGAGGCCAAAGAACAGAUGUUGCCUGUCCUUAUAAAUGGACAAACACUGACAGAAAUGUGCCGUUUAUUAUUGGAGAGGAGGUGAUAUAUAUAAAACCAGACACUGGUUACAGUAUUAACUGGCCAAUGAGAAGAGGCAGACUGAAUCUUCAUGAUGGACCAGGCGGUACACUGAACGCAGUAAUGGCUGAUAUAGAAACCAUCUGGGGAGCAGCUUUACAGACUUAUUUAGAUAUUCCAGUCAAAGAUCUCAAGUAUUAUAAAGCUCUGCUGUUGAUACCUGAUGUGUAUACACAUAUGCACAUUCGAGAAAUGGUGAAUGUGUUAUUAAACAGGCUUGGAUUUGGUGCAGCUAUAGUUCACCAGGAGUCUGUUUGUGGAGCAUUCGGUGCAGGUGUACCUAGCGGCUGUAUUGUGGAUGUUGGGGACCAGAAAACAAGCGUUUGUUGUAUAGAAGAUGGAAUCUCACACAAAAAUACAAGGUUAACAAUGGAAAUAGGGGGAUGUGAUAUUUCUAGAAUGUUUCUUGAGUUGUUGAAUACUCUCGGCUUUAAUCCAGCCCUUGACCUACGACUGUAUCCAGACUCUCUUCUUGUACAAGAAUUAAAGGAAAGAUUGUGCCAUCUAGAUCAUAACAGGUAUGGUUAUUUAGAGGAAUCUAUUCAGAUAAAGCGACCAGGAGAAUAUAUAACAAAGUACCUGAUACAGAUAGGAGAUGAGCUGGUUCUUGCUCCACUCAGCUUAUUCUCCACAGACAUGCUAGCUUUACAAGGGGAGAAUCUGUGUAGAUUACAGAGAAGAAAUGAAGGGGAUCCUGCCGACCCACAUGAUGAUUUCUACCUUAAACAGGUCCAGACAAGACAAGAUCCCGCUACAAAAAUGUCUAAGAAAAAGGACAACCAAGACUCAGCACGAGAAGGUCCAGAUCUAACGUUAGAUGAGUCAGGCCUCAACAUUCUACAAGAUGAUGACUCUAACGAUAUUCCAGACUCCAUGGCAAUGACAGAUACAACAAAAUCUCGGCGAGGUGAUGGAGAGGAGGAUAUGGAGGAAGAAUGUACAGUGGAACAAGUUGCUCCACCAUUGAUGGGAUUAGACGAGGCAGUUCUUUAUAGCAUUGAUAAAUGUAAGUCAGAUGAAAUGAAGAAAAAGAUGUAUAGCUGUAUAGUUGUGGUGGGAGGAGGGUUUAAUUUUGAGAGUACACAACCAUGGUUACAAUACUGUAUAUGGAAGAACAUGCCAGCUUAUUUCAGACCAAUGUUAGAAACUAUGGAUGUUAUUACAAGGCCGAAGGAGAUGGAUCCACAGAUUGUGGCCUGGAAGGGUGCAGCCAUUCUGGCUUGCUUAGAUACAACACAAGAAUUGUGGAUUAAACAGAAAGAAUGGCAACAAUUUGAUGUUAGAAUGUUAAGAGAAAGAGCACCAUUUGUAUGGUGAACAUUUAUCUGACACAAAAAUAGAAGAAAAAGUAAACUUCUAAUGCAACUAAAAGAGGAAGGAGAUAAUUUGUUCCAGAUUGAAGCAUCUGUUGCUUUCAUUAAGGGAACGUUAUGUAUGAGGUAAAGUGUAAAGUCAGUGAUGAAAUUGGACGUCUUGAAACUGCAGCAUGUAAUUGCAUAACAUUAAAACCUACUUAUGGCAAGUGUGCAUUCUGAGACUGGAUCUGAAACUGACUUUUAUUACCUGAAGUGUUCAAAGAUCUCCCAUAUGCCUUCUGCAAGACAUAAUAACCAGCUUUGUUUUGCUGUUUGUGUGCAGGUAUAAUUUACUAAAUAUGGCGGAACAUAUUAUGAUUGUUGGUAGAGUCAGGGGAGGUAACUGAUGCCAAACAUAAUCCUUGGGAAUGACAUUGAUGUUAAAAGUUGUGGUUGUUACAUAGGUGAUGUAAUGGCAAAGUAUAUGUAAUGUGUUUGGAAAGAUUGGUAAAGUAAAGAAAUAAAUUACAAA